GAGCCUGCGGGGCGGAGCACCCUGCUGCGGCCUCGACGCUGACACGCUGUGUCGGGGUGGCGGUGCGCGUGCGACCGCUGCGCGCCGACGAAGGUCCCCGGAUCGUCCACGUGGUCAGCGAUAAGAUGCUGGUGUUGGAAGAAGAGGCGGACAGUCGACGAGACGUGCUACGGCAGCGUCGUCUCAACGACAAGCAUUAUGUAUACGACCGCGUCUUCGGCGAGGAAAGCACACAAGAAGAAGUUUACGAGGCAGUAUGCGCGCCACUAGUCGGUGACACGUUGAAGGGUAUAGCAGGCGCCAUCUUCGCGUACGGAGCCACCGGGGCCGGCAAGACCCACACGAUGACCGGCCUCAUGUCCAGGGCUCUCAGCCAUCUCUUCACGUCCAUCGCAGAGAGCGAUUUACCAGACGCCUACGAGGUGAAAAUGUCCUACAUAGAGAUCUACAACGAAAAUAUCCGUGACUUAUUAAACCCCAGUUUGGGGCCGUUAGAACUUCGCGACGAAGGGGGAAACGGUCCGCCAGUUGUUUCAGGAUUAAGCGAGGUACGCGCGACAGAUGCCGCUCACGUGGCCGAGCUGUUGGCUAGAGGAGAUCGCGCUCGCACUGCGGAAGCCACUCACGCGAACCAGCAGUCGUCACGUGGACACGCUUUACUGAGUGUAUCAGUGAGCAAGUCGGUGUCUCAGGGAGUUCAGCGCGGUAGACUGUUCCUCAUCGACCUGGCCGGCUCGGAGCGGGCCGGGCUACGCGCGCGCAGGCUGGAGGGCGCGCACAUCAACCGCUCCCUGCUCGCACUGGGCAACUGCAUCAUGGCUCUGUCCGGGGGCGCCAGGUACGUGAACUACAGGGAUUCGAAGCUGACGCGUCUGCUGCGCGAGGUGCUAGGCGGGCGCUGUCGCACCGCCAUGGUGGCGCACGUGUCGCCCGCCGCGCCGCACCGCGAUACCACGCGCUCCACCCUGCACUACGCGCAACGAGCCUCCAACAUCACUAACAAAGUUGAACGCGAAUUAAUUGAAACUCCAAUGCACUUAUCGCAGUAUCGCUCAGUGAUUAAUGAACUGAGGGAGGAAAUUGCUCGCCUCAAGACCAAAAUGAAAGAUGAUCGAUCGAGAAACAAAGAAGACCAGCAGAAAAUAGAUGAGUCCAUAACAAAGGAAGAGUCCGAAGAAAACACUGCGCAUUUGAAGUCAUUACGAGAAGCUAUUGUAUCAACGUUCAAGCAGCAGAUGCGUUUGCGUCGUCGGCUCAUGGAGCUAGACAGCAACUUGCUGGGCCUAGCGCUGGACGCAGAGAGACAGCAUGCGGCCAUCUCGCACUGGGAAGCGCGCUUCAACAGACUCUAUAAGCCAAUCAGCUUUACUGGCUCUAGGCUAAGCACCCAACAAAGUUACAGAGGUGGCACGGGCAGUGUGAACAGCGUUGGUAGCGAGCGGGCUGAGGCUGAGAUAGCUGUGGAGCAGGCUUGGGCCGAGCUCGCGGCGGUGGAGCGCGAGCAGGAGGCGGCGCGCUCGGAGAGGCACCGCGUGGAGCGGCAGCUGGAGCAAGUGAGGCUCAGGGGUGCGCAGCUGGAACAGGAGCUGCCAGCGCACAUCGAGAGCGGGCCGGAGCGCGAGGUGCUGGCGCUGGUCUGCCGGGUGCACGAGCUGGAGGCCGACAAGCUGGCGCUGCAGGGCGAGCGCGCGGCGCGGGCGCACGAGCUGCGCCGCCGGGACCUGGCGCUGCAGCGGCGCGACGCGCAGCGGCGGCUGACUGAUGAGAUCAUCACGAGGCAGCGGCGAGCGCUUGAAGAAUUUGGCGUCGGAGUUCAGCCGGAUUUAUCCCAAUUAUAUGAGCUCUACCAGCAAGAAAUACACGCUUCCACAUACACAGAAACCAAUGAAUACAGUUCUCCAUACCGACUACCGCCUAUUUCAUCAAGCGUGUCGGAAAUAACAUGGUCCGAGAGCUCCAGCGGGUCGGGUCGUGGGUCCAGCUCAGGGUCGGGAGGUACACUGGCUCUCGACCACCAUCUACCGCAGUUGGCACCGACACCGCGACCACGCACUAGAUAUAGUCGUGCAAGCGCUUCAACUCUCAAACGGUAUUCGAGCGACGACAGCUUAGUGGUGACCGCUCCCCGAGGGAACGACAGAGCAGCGCCUUGAGAUACCACUUUAGGCUUUAGAGUGGUCUCAUUACUAGUGUACUUGUAUUCGUACGUAAGUACAGUCAUAAAGUGGCGAAGAUGUCACUUAUUUGUAGAUUCCAACAUGCUGAUGGCUGAUUUAUCUCGAUCGAUGCACCAGAUGUUUGUUCCAAUGGUGCACUGGUUAUUGUGAAAUUUUUAAUGAAGUUUUUUAAUGAAUAUGGAUAUAUAAAAUAGUAAAAGGUUAUAAGAAUAAGCUGUUAAUAACGACGAUGAUGAUUGGCGGUAGGUAAUAAAUAAUAGUACGCAUAACAUUUUAGAUUCAGAUUCGGUAUUAAAAUACAUAAUGUAUAUUCAAGUUUAGAUUCAGCUCCGCUCUUUUUCUGUAAAAGUUUACGUAUUAUUCGAUUUGAGUGUACAAUAUACAUACUUAAUGAGAAAAAAUAUAGAUAAAGUUAUAUUGUGUUAUUGCUCCUAUGAUUAUAAUAAAGAAAACUAUUACUAAUUGUGUAGAUAAACGUGAUUUUAUAAAAUAUAGCGUUUCUAUAGAGAUUUAUAAAUAUAUAAAUCUAUAGUGUUUCAGUAUAAUGUAUAUGUUUUGACUAAUGGUCGCGGUUGUGAUUUAUUUGUGGCUUUAAUGGUACCUACUUCAUGUAUCUACUUACACUUUACAGCCUGACCUGAGAAAUAAAAUACGAAAGAUAUGAAAAAUUAAAACUCUAAUAUACUCCAGACAAAUGGGCUUAAUGAUGAAUAUUGAUAAAACCAAAAUCAUACUUAAUGAACACGUCAUCACGAUGCCCAUAACUGUCGAUGAUGUCAGCGUCAAAGAACAAUCUUGGUCAAAUGAUAAAAUUCGGUAGGAAUAACUUCGACAAGGAGGCUACAUUGACGUAUCUAGGAUUAUUUCCUAGAGUGGGCCUGACCCCCGACAUCUAGAUUCUAGUCUAUUAUAGGUAUCAUAAUAGAAUAAUUCCAUAUUGGUAGCCCAUUCUAGGGUGGGCACGACCCACCCGACCCCAUAAGAGGGUACCAGAAGAAUUCGGCUUGGUUGAGCAGCAUUUGGAAAAUUACAUCGGGUCAAAUUGCCAAUACCCUAAAGAUUUGGCGUUUAACUUCUAUCUCACUUGAAAUAAAA
Molecule: messenger RNA, 3272 nt
Organism: Bicyclus anynana (squinting bush brown)
Lineage: Eukaryota; Metazoa; Arthropoda; Insecta; Lepidoptera; Nymphalidae
Gene: Kif19A
Product: kinesin-like protein KIF19
Exons: 15
Coding region: 126-2153 (675 amino acids)
Biological process (GO): microtubule-based movement
Molecular function (GO): ATP binding; microtubule motor activity; microtubule binding
Source: RefSeq, a predicted model, not a curated record